Messenger RNA from Colletotrichum karsti, 1533 nucleotides. RefSeq names its product MFS efflux. Gene Ontology annotation, cellular component: membrane. The coding region runs from base 1 to 1533 and encodes 510 amino acids. NCBI's taxonomy places the organism in Eukaryota, Fungi, Ascomycota, Sordariomycetes, Glomerellales, Glomerellaceae. Gene Ontology annotation, biological process: transmembrane transport. The transcript has 2 exons. Gene Ontology annotation, molecular function: transmembrane transporter activity. The record is from RefSeq and is a predicted model, not a curated record.
AUGGAGGCCUCAAUGCUCAGGACCCUCGUCGAGGUCGAAUCUCGAGACCGUGACAACGAUCAACCCCUGCUACCCGCCGCACCUGCCAAAGCAGUACCUCGAACAUACCCCGGCGCACCUCAGCGUGAAGGAGGAUCGAUCGAGCUUCAACGUAUCGACACCAAAAAUGCCCACAGACACACCGACGACAAUACCAAGACUGCCGGCGAUAGCAAGGCACCGUCCCGGGCCCAGUCCCCGGCCCGCACACCAACGACAUCGGGAAGCGACCUGGAGAUGAGCCGUCCUUCGACCCCCGUCGCCAUCGAAGCCUUACAGAGCAUCACGGAACCCCACAUGAACCGCUUCCGUCUGGCUGCCUCCAGUCUCAUGGGCUUGGGCAACGGCCUCAAUGACAGUGCACCUGGUGCCCUCAUCCCCUACAUGGAAAAACAUUACAACAUCGGCUACGCCGUCGUUUCCCUCAUCUUCAUAGGGAACGCUCUGGGCUUCAUCUUCGGCGCCCUCGUCCUCGAGUCCCUCCGCGCCAAGCUCGGCCGCGCCCGCCUGCUCGCCGUCGCCCAGCUCCUCAUGGCGUUCGCCUACGUGCCCAUCAUCGCCCAGGCCCCUUUCCCGGUCAUAGUCGUCAGCUUCUUCAUGACCGGCUUUGGCAUGUCCCUCAACCUCGCCAUCAACAACGUCUUCUGCGGCUCCCUGCAGCAGGCCACCACGGCCCUCGGUUUCCUCCACGGCGCCUACGGUCUCGGCGGCACCGUCGGGCCCCUCAUGGCCACCGCGCUCGUCACCCAGGCCCGCGCGCGCUGGAGCACGUAUUACCUCAUCACCCUGGGCAUCGCGCUCUUCAACGGAGUCUUCGCGACCUGGGCCUUCUGGAAGUACGAACGCGAGCUGCCGCCCUCUCAGCAACCACAGACCGCCGGCGCGGACAAGACGUCCUCGGCCCAGCUUCUCUCCUCCAUGUUCUCCGCGCUGCGGCUGCGCAUCGUCGCCCUGGGCGCCCUCUUCAUCUUCGCCUACCAGGGCGCCGAGGUGUCCAUCUCGGGCUGGGUCAUCUCCUUCCUCAUCGCGGAGCGCGACGGCGACCCGGACGCCGUGGGCUACGUCACGUCCGGUUUCUGGGCCGGCAUCACGCUCGGGAGGUUCCUGCUCUCGCACCCGGCGGCCCGCAUCGGCGAGCGUCUCGCCGUCUUCAUCGCGACCGUCGGCGCCGCCGUGUUCCAGGUGCUGGUGUGGUGGGUGCCCAACGUCGUCGGCCCGGCCGUCUCGGUGGCCGUCGUCGGGCUCUUGCUCGGGCCGAUUUACGCGUGCGCGGCGGCGACGUUCAUGAGGGGCAUGACGAGGCACGAGAGGGUCAGCGGGAUGGGGGUGAUUAGUGCCUUUGGGAGUUCCGGAGGCGCCGUUGCGCCGUUUACGACGGGUUUGCUUGCGCAGGCUUCAGGGGCCUGGGUGUUGCAUCCCAUUGCCAUCGGACUGUUUGUUGUCAUGCUGGCGACGUGGUACGGCAUUCCGCACGCCCGGAAGAGAAGCGUGUAA